Messenger RNA from Botrytis cinerea B05.10, 3656 nucleotides. RefSeq lists its product as hypothetical. Gene Ontology annotation, biological process: mitotic centrosome separation; cell migration; vesicle transport along microtubule. NCBI's taxonomy places the organism in Eukaryota, Fungi, Ascomycota, Leotiomycetes, Helotiales, Sclerotiniaceae. Gene Ontology annotation, cellular component: kinesin complex; centrosome; kinetochore. The record is from RefSeq and is a predicted model, not a curated record. Bases 1259 to 3109 code for a protein of 616 amino acids. Gene Ontology annotation, molecular function: microtubule binding. The transcript is spliced from 3 exons.
GGCUCAAAGCAUGGUUGCUGGAUCAGCAAAACUUCACAUUAACCACAUUAACCACUUGAACCACUUAAACAACUCAAACCAUACUAAUCUCUGUCGACAGGAUUCUGGUAUUCUCGUGUCUGACUUCUCUCGUUCUCUCUCGGUAGUCUCACGCCCUCGCGCUUCACGUCUCUCCCCUUCCCUCCUGAUUCUCUCUCGAACCUUUCUCUCUCUCAGGAGGUUUCCCGUCGUGCAGUCCAGCCCGACCAGCAAUUGCACCGCACACACAACACAGCAUACAUCCCGGGACAGCACCACCAUCAUCAUCAUCAUCGACAACACGAGAAAAGUCUCUUUUUCUUAUUUCUCUUUUUUGUUAUUUAUCUUGUUCUCAAACCUAAAUCUGCCGACGCAAUACACCUUCGUUUCUUUCUUUUUUUCCCGGAGCCUAGAAUUCCAUCUAACAUUAGCGACACACGAACGACAAACGAAUGUCGACGACAACAACAGCAACAGCAACAACAAUAACAACCUCCAGCGCAACUUCUCCCAUUUGAUAAGCUUUCACUUGUAACUUGACCUCGACCUACGGAUUCCCACUCGACAUUCCGCCCGCCAAAAACCUACUGUGCGAUAUCUACUUAUGGAUUGACCGCACCCGACAUCAACAUUCAACAAUUCAUAGGACUAUCGAUUAUCAACUCCCGACCACCACCUGAUAUCAGAAUACCCAACGAGAAUACGCAGAUUGAGAGCCAAAGGAUUUCUAUUUUCAACUCAACAACUUCAGCAGUGUUACCAUACACUUUUUCAAAUACUAUUACUGCAUUAAUCAUUGUUUCAUAUUACUUGACGGGAAGGACAAAGGCGAUUCACGACUUCUAACGACCAUUAUUGUACACGAAAUCCAAUCUUUUAUUCUUCUUCACCACCUCCAGCCGACAGCCUUCAUCAUUUGUUUUGCGAUCAACAUCCACAUAUCCAACCUUGAUUUAUCGGCCAUCGACAUCAUAAGAUCUUCAUUUCGCCCUCUGCACGGCUAAACAAGUUUUCCAUCAUUGUGAGGGUCUGCGAGAGGUCAUUCUUUAUUUGUUUAUGGUCCACAACAACAAUCGCAACAGCUGCAUAUGCUAUUGGUCACUAGUUUUGCAAGAUCGCAAGUCUAAGGAACGGAUGUUACCGCCAAGCAACAGAACGGCUUUAAGAUAGUGAGAAGAUACGACAACGAUACGAAUUCAAGACCGGACAGAAACAACAACAAGAAUAAUAACAACCACAGAUGUCGGAAUUACCAUCCUCUCCCCCUUCGGAUCCGGUAGAUGCGAUCGCAUACUACAAAUUGCAAUAUGAGCAGCUGGAGAACGAAUUGACGGAAUUCCAGGCGAGUUCACAGGAGUUGGAAGCAGAGUUAGAGAAGGAUGUAGAAGCUGCGGAAAGGAGGGAACGGUUACUACAGGAAAAGGUAGAGAGUUUGGGAUUCGAGGUGGAAGAAUGGAAGAAGAAAUAUAAACAAUCCAAGAAUGAAGCGAGUGUCGCGCAGAAUACUUUACAGAAGGAGAUCACUUCUCUGCGCGAUGCCAAUCGAACUAUGCAACUCCAACUUCGAGACAUUGAAGUUCAACAUGACGAUAUCGAGCGGCAAGCGCGAAAUACCUUUUCAUCAUUGGAAGAUAUGGAAUCAAAAUUUAACAUGUCUAUUGAACGAGGCGUAAUGAUGGAAGAAGAAAUCAAGAUUGGCGAAAAGGAAAGAGAACAACUCCGUAUCGAGACACAACGUUUGAGAGAUGAGUUGUCGGACCUGAAAGUCGAGGCAGAUAUCAUGCAAGACAAGCUACGAAAACGACAAUUUCCAUCAAUCACAACAGAUUAUACUGCCCCAAGUACUCCUUCAUUUGAGCCUUUUGGAACAUCUCCUAGAUCCACAGCUUCUUCUCCGAUCAUCAACACUCCGCCAGAUACCAAGUCCAUCUCAACGACAGAUACUGUUUCCGAAACUCCUACCCCUCCAUCUCCGCCCAUGUCAGAAGCAUCGGCGACUGCAAGACACGGACUGAACACAACAAUGAGCGCACCACAGAGUAAUCUAAAAUUACCAGCUUCGAAUGCAAGCGCAACACAUAAACAAGGUCUAUCCCGCUACGUGUCUGGCACAGUUCGUAGCUCACGAGGCACAACACCCAACGGCAGCUCGAAAGCAAGAAGUGCGACACCAGCAGUGAUUCGCCAGACAAAACAAAAAGCACCACCUACACGCGGCUUGCCGAACUCAACAUCCCUAAAUCAUAUUAGAAGCUUGACGGCGCAAAUGCAAAGACUAGAACAGAGAGUACAGUCUGCAAGAUCAAAACUACCCGCACCGGUCACUACUCCACCUCAUACUACACCGAGAACAAUAUCAGCUAUGGGUCAGAAUUACUUGCCUCCAAGUGGUACAAUAAGAGGGAGGAAAAGAACUACAGGCAGUACUGCGAGUGCAAGCACCACAUCAUCUAUGACUGGAGAUGAACCUCCAAUAAAACACCUUCCUCGAGUCUCUGUAUCUGGAAUCAGCAGGCUUUCGUUUGGAACGGUUGCAAACAGGGAUGGGAAUGAUAGCAGCCAACAUAGUAGUAGGCCACCUAGUCGACCAGGCAGUCGUGCCAGUGGUUCACUCUAUGAACGCCCACCAAGUCGAUCGACUCUCAGUCGCCCAGGCGCCAAGACGCCAGUAUCAUCUUACGCACAGUCGCAAAUUGUGGAUUCGAGAAGGGCAAAAAGUAGUAUGGGUGGAAAUUAUGGGGAUAGGCACGGAGAUGGAAAACCUCACACGCAUUCACAGAGUGUCUCAUAUAUUGGCUGCGGCGUGGACGAGAACCGGGGAUCUACCUAUAAGACACCAGUUCGCAGAGGAACUGUGCAUGAGAGUUCGGGUGGCACACCACUAUCUGGACUCCCUCGAAGGAAAAGCGGUGGACAAUCAUUAUCGAUGUCGGGUCUACCAAUGCCUAGAAGAACAAGCACAAGUCAUGGAUUUCGAGAGGAGGACGAAAGGAUGAUUAUUAAUCCUAGACAACCAGCGGGGCUCAAUAGAACUCCCACGGCAACAAGUGCAAGACAGAGGAAAUUGAGUGGUGUAGGGGAAUGUUAUUAAGCUCACUAGAUGUGAAGGAUGGAUCUAUUUCAUCUUCUUUACUUCAUCUGUAUACCGUUAUGGAGAAUCCGGGAUUUUGGGAUCAUAUUUGGAAGGACGUGGGAGAAGGGUGUAAACUUGGGUUGCGUGCAUUGGCUAAGGCGUUUGUUUGUUUUUCUCAACAUCGUGCGUGCAUAGCUAGGCGGACAUGGUAUGGGAAACAGUUUGGGAUUGAUACUGCUGCUAUACCUCUUUUUUAUUGAUUUGCUCUGCUCCUCCUGGGUCGUUCCUUUUAGUUUUCUGGGAGGAGAGAGUCUUUCGUUUCAUUUGUACAUAGGGGAUGGGUGACGAUGGGAUAUGGGGUUUCAUUUGUUGGCGAGAUGGUGAUGUGGGAGAGAUUGGAGUGGAUUGGACUGGACUGAUAAGGAGAUAUGGAUGGAGAAAGAGCAUGGAUGAACGGAUAGAUGAGAUGGAAUGGGAUGGGAUGGCUGAAAGUGAGCGCUGCAGAUACAGACAGACUACAAGAAUGAAAGAAAUGAUUAUGAUGAUUCAAUCUGGUGUUGUUUUA